CGGCCUCCGGCCCCGACUUCCGGGUCGCAGUGUUUGCAGGGAGGGCUCCGCCGUGAGCGUCGUUUCCGUUGCCGGUGUUUGCAGCUGGGGAAACCGAGGCAGCUCCAGCUUCCCCCUAGUUCUUCCGCUCCUGUGAGGAAAACAUGUUUAAUUCUUUGUGGGAGUUCUUCUAUGGGCACUUCUUUCGCUUUUGGAUGAAAUGGGUCUUACGGCAGAUGACUGGAAAGUGUGAAUUGCAGCGAAUUUUUGAUACCUAUGGGGGCGCCCAAAGGACACACAGGAUAGAAAAUUCCUUGACAUACUCCAAAAAUAAGGUACUACAGAAAGCAACACAGGUUGUUGAGAGUGAACUGGAUAAAUGUGUAGAAGACAUAAUGAGGGAAAAGAACAUUAGCUCUGAGAAGGAUGCCAGUUUUAAAGUCUGCAUGAGAACAUGCUUACUGCAGAUAACUGGCUAUAAACAGCUUUACUUGGAUAUAGAAAAUGUGAGGAAGAAACCCUAUGAUUCUGACAAUGCACAGCAUGAAAAACUGCUUCUCAAGCUUUGGAAUCUUCUAAUGCCCACAAAGAAGUUGAAGGCUCGUAUCUCCAAGCAGUGGGCUGACAUUGGUUUCCAGGGUGAUGAUCCCAAAACAGACUUCAGAGGCAUGGGCAUACUAGGAUUAAUCAAUCUUGUGUAUUUCAGUGAAAAUUAUACCAGUGAAGCUCAUCAGAUUCUUUCCCGCUCAAAUCACCCAAAAUUAGGGUAUUCUUAUGCAAUAGUUGGAAUCAAUCUUACAGAGAUGGCUUAUAGUUUACUGAAGAGCGAAGCCUUGAAGCUUCAUCUCUACCACUUUGUUCCUGGGAUACCAACAAUGGAGCACUUCCACCAGUUUUACUGUUAUCUUGUCUACGAAUUUGACAAGUUUUGGUUUGAAGAAGAACCAGAAAGCAUUAUGUACUUCAACCUGUACAGAGAGAAGUUUCAUGAAAAGAUUAAAGGACUCUUAAUGGAUUGCAAUGUGGCACUCACCUUAAAAACAUAGACCAUCCAUAGUAUCUUCUAUUUCUACCACAUUUUGCACACACAACAGAAUUUAUAUGCUGUAAUAGAAAUUAUCUGAUCAACUACACUCAUAUAUAAUUUCCUACGAAAAUACUUCAGAAAUUCUAUUUAAGAAAGCUAGUGGACAAUCAGUGUAUGUUUACAGUUGUUUAUACACUGUUCUCCAAAGGUACCUUAUCCUUCCAAAGAUCCCUUCUGGAGUCACGUGAACUACAGUUUGGAACUUGGGAUUUAGCCCGUUAAUGUAAAAGUAUAAAUCAGAUAUUUAUAGCAAUUGGUUGAUUAAAAUGUG
Nannospalax galili (Upper Galilee mountains blind mole rat) is the source of this 1337-nucleotide messenger RNA. It is a transcript of the gene Elmod2, whose product is annotated as ELMO domain containing 2. The record is from RefSeq and is a predicted model, not a curated record. Gene Ontology annotation, cellular component: membrane. Bases 144 to 1025 code for a protein of 293 amino acids. The transcript has 9 exons. Gene Ontology annotation, molecular function: GTPase activator activity. NCBI's taxonomy places the organism in Eukaryota, Metazoa, Chordata, Mammalia, Rodentia, Spalacidae.